UAUUAAAUUAACCAACACACACACACUAAUCCAACUGAUAAAAAAAGAACAAUUGUUCCUUUGAAUAUUCAUGUGUUUUUUUGAACUUGAUUUGUAGUUAAUCAACUGUACCCAAUUCAAAAAAUCAUCUUUUUGAUACACCCAUUUCAAAAAGAUUACAUUUUCAGUUCAAAAAUAUCAAUUUUUUUGUCUGGUUCACUCCCUUGUUGUUUUAGCCUUCAAAGUCAAUUAUAACUAGUGUUACCUGAGUUCUCUCUGAUCGAGCAGUGCUUAUCUUGGAAGUUUGUGGAGAGGAGACAAUGUUGCUUUGUCUCUUCUUUUCGUUAUCUCUCUUUUCGACAUUUAUAGACAAUGGAAGUGCUGGUAUAACAAGUGCAUUCGUUCGAACUCAGUUUCCGUCUGUUGAUAUUCCCCUUGAAAAUGAAGUACUUUCAGUUCCAAAUGGUUAUAACGCUCCACAGCAAGUGCAUAUUACACAAGGUGACUAUGAUGGGGAAGCUGUCAUUAUCUCAUGGGUAACUGCUGAUGAACCAGGGUCUAGCGAAGUGCGAUAUGGCUUAUCUGAAGGGAAAUAUGAUGUUACUGUUGAAGGGACUCUAAAUAACUAUACAUUCUACAAGUAUGAGUCUGGUUACAUACAUCAGUGCCUUGUAACUGGCCUUCAGUAUGACACAAAGUACUACUAUGAAAUUGGAAAAGGAGAUUCUGCAAGGAAUUUUUGGUUUGAAACUCCUCCAAAAGUUGAUCCAGAUGCUUCUUACAAAUUUGGUAUCAUAGGUGACCUUGGUCAAACAUAUAAUUCCCUUUCAACUCUUCAACAUUAUAUGGCUAGUGGAGCAAAGAGUGUCUUGUUUGUCGGAGACCUCUCUUAUGCUGACAGAUAUCAGUAUAACGAUGUUGGAGUCCGUUGGGAUACAUUUGGCCGCCUAGUUGAACAAAGUACGGCAUACCAGCCAUGGAUUUGGUCUGCUGGGAAUCAUGAGAUAGAGUACUUUCCAUAUAUGGGGGAAGUAGUUCCAUUCAGAUCAUUUCUAUCUAGAUACCCCACACCUUAUCGAGCUUCAAAAAGCAGUAAUCCCCUUUGGUAUGCCAUCAGGAGGGCAUCUGCUCACAUAAUUGUCCUAUCAAGCUAUUCCCCUUUUGUAAAAUAUACACCUCAAUGGCAUUGGUUGAAACAGGAAUUUAAAAAGGUGAACAGAGAGAAAACUCCUUGGCUUAUAGUCCUUAUGCAUGUUCCUAUCUACAACAGUAAUGAAGCUCAUUUCAUGGAAGGGGAAAGCAUGAGAUCCUCCUAUGAAAGAUGGUUUGUCAAAUACAAAGUCGAUGUGAUCUUUGCUGGCCACGUCCAUGCUUAUGAAAGAUCAUAUCGUAUAUCUAAUAUACACUACAAUGUCUCGGGUGGUGAUGCUUAUCCCGUACCUGAUAAAAAAGCUCCUAUUUACAUAACUGUUGGUGAUGGAGGAAAUUCAGAAGGUCUUGCUUCAAAAUUUAGAGAUCCCCAGCCAGAAUAUUCUGCUUUCCGUGAAGCUAGCUAUGGUCAUUCGACUCUAGAUAUCAAGAAUAGAACACAUGCAAUCUACCACUGGAACCGAAAUGAUGAUGGAAAUAACAUUACAACUGACUCAUUUACAUUGCACAACCAGUAUUGGGGAAGUGGUCUUCGCAGGAGAAAGUUGAACAAGAAUCAUCUGAACUCUGUCAUUUCCGAAAGGCCUUUCACUGCGCGAUUCUGAGACACAGUUUCUCAAACAUGUUAUCAAACUAUGUGUCACAGUAUGUUGUUUACUAUGUUGUAAAAUCUAUCUACUUUUGUUGCAGAGAGUGGAUCCAGCUAUUUUCCCAGUGUAUUGGUUCAUGUAAAAUAAGGAUUUGUGCUGUUUAUAUGACAGCAUUAUGGAAAGUAUAGCUCUUGUAAAUUUGAAAUAGCUACAUAUUAGAUUUUCAUUGUUUGUGUUAUUUGAUUGA
This is a messenger RNA of Solanum lycopersicum (tomato), 1965 nucleotides long. RefSeq names its product bifunctional purple acid phosphatase 26. Gene Ontology annotation, molecular function: acid phosphatase activity; metal ion binding. The record is from RefSeq and is a predicted model, not a curated record. Lineage: Eukaryota; Viridiplantae; Streptophyta; Magnoliopsida; Solanales; Solanaceae.